Messenger RNA from Engraulis encrasicolus (European anchovy), 3084 nucleotides. Its product is annotated as frizzled-3-like. The transcript has 12 exons. Lineage: Eukaryota; Metazoa; Chordata; Actinopteri; Clupeiformes; Engraulidae. Bases 23 to 2572 code for a protein of 849 amino acids. Gene Ontology annotation, molecular function: Wnt receptor activity; Wnt-protein binding. The record is from RefSeq and is a predicted model, not a curated record. Gene Ontology annotation, cellular component: plasma membrane. Gene Ontology annotation, biological process: canonical Wnt signaling pathway; non-canonical Wnt signaling pathway.
UCUCUACUUCACUCAUUUGUGGAUGUUGGUGCUUGGCGGCAGCAGCGCUGGCAGUGCCCUCUACCGGAACUUACCUGUGUCUACGUGGGCACCGCCCCAUCUCUACUUCACUCACCUGUUGGGACUACUGCUACUGCUGCUGCUCACGCUGGGCUGCAGAAGGGUUGGCGGUGCCUCCUAUCGGAACUUACUUGUGUCUACGUUGGCACCGCCCCGUCUAAGUCUGACUCACCUGUGGAAGUUAGUGCUUGGCGGCAGUGUCGGCAGCGUUGGCAGAAGGGUUGGCAGUGCCUCCUAUCGGAACUUACCUGUGUCCAGGUUGGCAUCGCCCCGUCUAAGUCUGACUCACCUGUGGACGUUUGUGCUUGGAAGCGUUGGCAGCAUUGGUAGUGCCCCCCACCGGAACUUACCUGUGUCUACGUUGCCAUCACCCCGUCUAAGUCUGACUCACCUGUGGACGUUGCUGCUUGGCGUGGUGGUGCUCGGAGGACGCGUUGGCAGUGCCAUUCACCUGGAAGCCGCCCAGAGCCACAGUAGUUUCACGUGUGAGCCGAUCGGUCUCCGUAUGUGUCAGGAGCUGCCAUACAACAACACGUUCAUGCCAAACCUCCUGAACCACUACGACCAGCAGACAGCAGCACUCGCCAUGGAGCCCUUCCAUCCGAUGGUGAACCUGGCGUGCUCCUCUGACCUGCGAGGCUUCCUGUGUGCUCUCUACGCCCCGGUGUGUAUGGAAUACGGCCGCGUGGCGUUGCCAUGCCGAUCGCUAUGCCUCAACGCCAAGAGAGACUGCCACAAGCUCAUGGACAUGUUCGGGGUCGCAUGGCCCGACGAGAUGGAAUGCUCCAGGUUUCCUGACUGUGAGGAGUCGUACCCGCGUGCGGUGGAUCUGCUGACCGGCGUCCAGACGACAGAGGAGCCAGCUGUGUCCGUACAGAGAGACUACGGAUUCUGGUGCCCCCGAGAACUCAAGGUUGACCCCGACCUGGGCUACUCCUUCCUGGGUGCGCGCGAUUGCUCCGCCCCCUGUCCCAGCAUGCAUUUCGCUCGUGAUCAGCUGACCCUGGCGCGCUACCUGAUUGGUGCGUCGGCCAUCUUGUGUCUCACGGCGACGCUCUUCACCUGCCUCACCUUCCUCAUCGACGUCACACGGUUCCGUUACCCCGAGCGACCAAUCAUCUUCUAUGCCCUCUGCUACCUGGUGGUGGCGCUCGUGUUCCUCCUCGGAUUCCUAUUGGAGGAGAGGGUGGCGUGCAACGCGGCCAGCCCCUCCCAGUUCCGCGCGUCCACGGUAACGCAGGGCUCCCACAACAAGGUCUGCACACUACUCUUCAUGGCCCUCUACUUCUUUAGCACCGCAGGGGGCGCCUGGUGGGUGGUGUUGACUCUGACCUGGUUCCUGGCAGCGGUUCCCAAGUGGGGCUCGGAGGCCAUCGAGAAGAAGGCCCUGCUCUUCCACGCCGCGGCCUGGGGAUUACCGGGACUCCUCACCGUCACACUGCUCGCACUCAACAAGACGGAGGGUGAUGGCGUGAGUGGUGUGUGUUUCGUGGGGCUGUACGACGUGACGACGUUGCGAUGGUUCGUGCUGGCGCCUCAGUGUGCCAACGUGGUGUUGGGCGUGGCACUGCUGCUGGCGGGCAUAGUGGCACUCAACAGAGUACGCAUGGAGAUCCCUCUUGAGAAGGAGAAUCAGGAUAAGUUGGUGAAGUUCAUGAUCCGCAUCGGCGUCUUCUCGGCGCUCUACCUGGCUCCUCUCCUCACCGUGAUUGGCUGCCUGAUCUACGAGCAGAGCAACCGGGCAUUAUGGGAUGGCACCUGGGUCAAGGAGACCUGCAGAGAAUACCACAUACCCUGCCCUUACCAGGUGGAGGAGAGUUCUCGUCCGGUUCUGGUUCUGCUGGUUCUGAAGUAUGUGAUGGGUCUCGUGGUGGGAGUGCCUUCAGUGUUCUGGAUCAGCAGCCGGAAGACCUGCUCAGAAUGGGCCAGCUUCCUACACGGACGCCGCCAGCGCAAAGAUAGUGCGGUGAAUGAGUCUCGCCAGGUGCUCCAGGAGGUGCCUGGUGACUUCGCCGCCUCGCUGCUCCUCCGCGACCCCACGGCGACCCCGGUCGUCAGGAAGUCUCGCGGCACCUCCACACAGGGCACCUCCACACGCGCCUCCUCCGCCCGCGCCUCCUCCUCCGCCCACCUCAACAUGGCGGACGACGACGAGGAGGAGGAGGAGGAGCCCACCAGCCGGCCCACCAGCCCACGUUACCAUGGCGGAAGCACCGGUUACCACGGCAGCCCAGGUUACCACGGCAGCCUGCACCGCAACAGAGACGGGAGGUAUACUGGCUGCACCUAUCGAGGUCCAGAUGAGCGCUCUCCGUACGGCAGCAUGCCCCGCCUCCAAGACCAGCUCUCCUCCAAUCACGGCAGCCUUCGGGACCUGGACAGCCUAUCACGGCAGGGCAGCCAGAGCAGAAGCCACGCCCCCUCCGCCUGCAUGCCCCUCCCAUCCAUGUCUCCCACCCACGCCCCCAGUCUCACAUACACACACGCAGACGAGGACCUAGCCAACGCAUAGCCAGCCAGGACACAGUCGAUAACACACACACCAGUGUGUGUGCGUCCGUGUGUGUGUGUGUGUGUGUUUGAUACAUGACACACGACUCUGGCAUCCCUUGCAUAGAUGAAGACACCGCCCAUCAGUGUGUGUGUGUGUGGCACAUGGAGCAGUGUGUGUGACUCCAAGGGUUGUGUGUGUGUUUGUGACGCAAAGAUAAACUUGUCACGAGUGUGUACACACACACACACAGCCAAAGACGGUGAAGAUGCUAAUGCUAACAUGGAAGGAUGCUAACACGCCCCCUGGUUUGGACGAUGUACAUCAGAGGGUUGCGGGAUCGAAUCCCACCGUGCCAUCCGUGGCUGAAGUGCACUGCACAUAACUUUAUGCAACGACUGUAUGAAACUGCAAGCCGCUUUGGAUAAAAGCGUCAGACACCUGUAAUGAGGAAGUGUGAUGUAACACAUCAAUAUGUUAACGCUGACAUGGACGAUGCUAAUGCUAACAUGAAAAAUGAAUGAACCGAAGGA